Molecule: messenger RNA, 8085 nt
Organism: Ictalurus punctatus (channel catfish)
Lineage: Eukaryota; Metazoa; Chordata; Actinopteri; Siluriformes; Ictaluridae
Product: VPS10 domain-containing receptor SorCS1
Exons: 27
Coding region: 842-4441 (1199 amino acids)
Biological process (GO): post-Golgi vesicle-mediated transport
Cellular component (GO): Golgi apparatus; membrane
Molecular function (GO): protein binding
Source: RefSeq, a predicted model, not a curated record
UGCACAUUUCUGUGUGGGCAUUCUGUGCAGAUAAAAUAUUUUAUUUCUGCAAGGAAGCAUCAUAAUACGUCCACAAUAUAGACACAUACAGCUUAAAGGUAAAGAUAGAGCUGCAUGUAGUGUUUCGUCCUCACAGCUCCAGGGUUCCUGAGUUCAUGUGGAGUUUUCCUUGCCUCCAUGUGGUUUUCAUCCGGGUUCUCCCUUUUCAAAAACCUCCCCAAAACAUACCAGUAGGUGGAUUGGCUAAGAUAAAUUGCCCAAGUGGUGUGAAUGAAUGUGCGAUUGUGUGUAUGCAUAAUGCAUUUGAUGAUCUGGUGUCCGAUCCAGGAUAUAUUCCUGCCUCGUUCCCAGGUUUUCCCAGGGUAGACUCUCGGUCAGAAUCGGAAUAAAGAACUUACUGAAGAUAAACGAUUUAAUGACACUGCUUCCAUCCUGAUUAAAAUUCAAAUACAUACUUCAAUAGAACGUGAUGAAUCCUAGAGUGAUGGGUACAAAAAUAUUCGCCCCCUCCCGCUUGAUUGUAAUUCGUGUAGAAACAAAAAAUAGUCACAGAAACAGUUUCAGUGCGCCUUGGUGUCGAUUUCAAAGCGCGGCUCGGUUUGGAAAGCGUCCGUCCAAUCUGGCAACCCCGCUCCUCCUCUUCCUCCUCUUCCUCCUCCUCCUUCUUCUCUUUAUUUGAUGAAAGCUUUCAACUCAGAGCGCUUGCACUUUUCGCGACGACGCGAUUGACGCUGCGUUCCCUGGAACUUGGGAGAAUAGUUCAUUGCUAACUACCAAGAGAAAAAAGAAGGACUGAACACGGAGUGCACGGAGAGAGAAAUACAGAAUAGUGUUUUCAGCGAUGCGGAGAAGGAACGGAUUCGCUCUGCUUUGGCACGGGCUUUCCUGCGCCCUAUUUUUGCUCUGUAUCGGGAUGCUGGUCGAGGCGGACAUAAGUUGCCGGUUUUGUCAGCCGGUGGGAAAGUGGCGCCCGAGGCAGCUUCAGCUCAACAUGGACGCUCCGAUUACUGCAACAGGCGAAGUUUUAGGACGCGGACAGGUUUUCAACGUUGAGCACGACUGCACAACUGAGCCCGAGGCUGAAUCUCUGGGUUUCUCAAGGCGCAGACGGAAUACUCGCGCGCAAGAGCCACUGGUGACAGCGCGCGGUAUCCGGAAGUCCAGUUUAACCCGCAACGAAGCGCCGGACGAACCCUACACACACAGCGCGCGCCGUGGUGCGAUCCUUCCAGCGCGUAAGAAACAACGCGCGCGCAGAAUGCGCAGGGACGCACCAGGAUCCCGGGAUGAUCCUAAAUCCCGACUUCAACUCACCAGCUCCACGUUCGCUCUGAGCGGAGACUCGGCUCACAACCAAGCCAUGGUGCACUGGUCCGGCCAGAACAGCAGCGUAAUUCUCAUGCUGACCAAGCUGUAUGACUUCAACCUUGGCAGUGUCACUGAGAGCUCCCUGUGGAGGUCAACUGACUACGGAACUACUUACAAGAAGCUUAAUGAGAAAGUCGGGGUGAAAACCAUACUUAGUUACUUGUAUGUCAGCCCAAAUAACAAGCGAAAGAUCAUGCUGCUGACAGACCCAGAGGUGGAGAACAGUCUGCUGAUCAGCACGGAUGAAGGCGCCACAUAUCAGAAAUACCGCCUUGGCUUCUAUGUACUCAGCCUGCUUUUCCAUCCCGAGCAGGAGGAUUGGAUUCUUGCCUACAGCCAUGAUCAGAAGCUUUACAGCUCAGUUGAGUUUGGACGACGGUGGCAGCUGGUUCAUGAAAGGGUUGCGCCAAAUCGAUUCUACUGGUCCAAAAUGGGUCUGGAUAAAGAACCUGGGCUGAUUCACUUGGAGACUACCAUUUCAGAGACACAGGCUCUGUACAUCACCUGCAAGCUGCAGAACUGUACGGAGGCCAACAAGGGCAAACCUUUCCCCGGCUACAUCGACCCCAAUUCUCUGGUGGUGCAGGACGAGUAUGUGUUUGUGCAGGUGUCAACAGGCGGUCGGCCAAUCUACUAUGUGUCAUCAAGGCGAGACCUGUUCACACCAAUGAAGCUUCCCAAAUAUACGCUUCCAAAGGACUUGCAUGUGAUCAGUACAGAUGAAAACCGGGUGGUGGCAGCGGUUCAGGAGUGGAAUCAGAAUGACACCUAUAACCUAUACGUCUCAGAGUCCAGAGGAGUGUACUACACACUCGCCUUGGAGAACGUAAUGAGCAGCAUGGGACCUGAGGGCAACGUCAUGAUUGAUCUAUAUGAGGUAGCAGGAAUUAAAGGUAUGUUUUUGGCCAACAAGAAAUUAGAUGACCAAGUGAAGACAUACAUCACGUACAAUAAAGGCAGAGACUGGAGACUGCUGCAGGCACCCUCUACUGAUCUACAAGGGAACAGCAUCAGCUGCAUAUUGCCAUACUGUUCCUUGCAUUUGCAACUCCAUGUGUCAGCAAACCCUUAUACAUCUGGAAAUAUUGCCAGCAAAGAGUCAGCACCAGGAAUCAUAGUGGCAUCAGGUUCCAUAGGUGCAGAGUUGUCUAGCAAUAACAUUAGCAUAUUCAUCACAUCUGAUGCUGGAAACACAUGGAGGCAGAUAUUUGAUGAGGAAUUCAGCAUCCUAUACCUGGACCAAGGAGGUGCACUUGUGGCUAUCCGACACACUCCUCUCCCUAUCAGACACUUAUGGUUGAGUUUCGAUGAGGGCCGGGUAUGGAAUAAAUACAGCUUUACAUCUUCGCCGCUGUUUGUAGAUGGUGUUUUGGGUGAUCCGGGGGAAGAGACACUUAUUAUGACAAUUUUCGGGCACGUCAGUCAUCGGUCCGAAUGGCAGCUGGUGAAGAUUGACUUCAGGUCUAUUUUUAACAGGCGAUGCACUGAGGCAGACUAUCAGACUUGGCACCUCCAUAACCAGGGUGAGCCUUGCCUUAUGGGUGUGAAAAGAAUCUAUCGGAAGCUGAAGCCAAUGGCCAAGUGUGUUAUGGGUAAGACCCACUCCGUCACCGUGACUUCAGAUCCCUGUGAAUGCACUGAGUCUGAUUUUGAAUGUGAUUAUGGCUAUGAACGGAGAACAGAUGGGCGAUGUACACCAGCAUUUUGGUUUCAUCCCUCUUCCAUGUCCAGGAGCUGCAUUACAGGCCACAGUUUCCUCAACAGUACUGGCUACAGAAAGGUGGUGUCUAAUAAUUGCACGGGUGGUGUGGUGGAUUUGUACAUGGCCCGUAGGCGCCCAUGCCCCAGCCAGGCCCCUAAAGGCCUCCAUCUGGUCACCAGCGAGGGGAAACUCACAGCCACACUGGGCCACAAUGUCACCUUCCUCGUUUUCCUAGAGCAGGGUGAUGGAUCAAGGACAAGCAUCACAGUGGACUUCGGCGACGGCCAUGCCAUCACAUACUCCAACGUGAGCUCCAUCGAGGAUGGGAUCAAACACAUCUACAAAACUGUGGGAAUAUACAGAGUGACUGCUACAGCUGAGAACAGCCUGGGGUUUGAGACGGCGGUUCUUUUCUUACAUGUUACAUGUCAGCUGGAGUAUAUCCAUCUCUCUGCGCCGUUUGUGGCGGUGAAAAAUAAGGAAGUCAACCUGACAGUGGUUCUAUGGCCGAGCCAAGUGGGAACUGUCACCUACAUCUGGUGGUUUGGGAACAACUCAGAGCCAAUAAUCACACUGGAGGGGAGUGUGGCUUUCACUUUCCCUCGGGAAGGAAUAAAUGUUGUCACUGUGCAGGUGGUAGCCGGGAGCACUAUUCAGCAAGACAGGAAAACCAUCGCAGUCCAUGAAUAUUUCAGGUCUCAUCUUUUAGCCUUUUCCUCCAAUUUGGAUGAGCACAACCCUGACGUGGCAGAAUGGAGGCUGGAUGUUAGCAGAGUCAUCAAAAACUCCAUGGUCCACGUGACUGGAGUGAAUCCAGAGCAUCUGUUGGUCACUGUUUUGCCAGGACUGCCCACUGCCGCUGAAUUCUUCCUGCUCCCGGAUAAAGAGCUAACAGAGGGCAAAGCGGACAAAAUAAUAACACAUUUAGACCAGCUCUCAGAGUUGGUUUUGAAUGCGCUGAACCAGAACCAGGUUCAGUUCACAUUAAGACCAGGAGUUCAGAUCACAGUCUACGCUGCACAUUUAUCUGCAGCUCCCCUAGUGGACACCAGUGAGAAUCACAGCAGCUCAGCCAUGCUCAUGCUUCUCUCAGUGGUAGUAGUGGGUUUAGCAGUGUUCCUCAUCUAUAAAUUCAAAAGGAAGAUCCCAGGCCUCCACCUCUAUGCAGCGAUGCAGAACGAAAAAGAGCAAGAAAUGAUCCGGAGCCCAGCGAGCCCGAUAGAGAGCGAGCCGAGCAGCAGCUCUCAGAGAGAGCUUCCCACCUCGCCGGAGUCUCUGGACACAGAGUUCAACGUCAAUACCAUUGAAUGCAUUAAACCUCAUCCACGUGUCAGAAUUUCAACAGAACCUCCUGUCUACAUCGACGUCUGACUUUUCCAGACCGCCACUGCAAAGGGACAUUGACCAUCCAAUCACAAAAAGGUUUUAAGCUUUAUACCUGUGCAUGUUGGACAUUGACACGUUACUGUGCUUUGUGAAUACCAGACAAAAACUGUGUACAGGUUUUUUAUACGUAUGUCGAAUAAGAGAAAAUUUUUAAUGAUGUUUAUUUAUAAGAAAUGAUCAGUACAUACACAAUCAUACAGAAAGGCCAGCAUGUAUUAUAAUAAAAAAGGGUGGAAAAAAAGCAAAGAAAAAUAAUGCUUUUACAUCCAUUUACUUUACUGUAUUACUUUACAAUGAAUUGGUAUAAUGAAGUGGUAAAUAUUUAUCUGUCUGUCAGUAUAUUCAAUACAAAUGCGAGAGAUUUAAAUUCAAUUUAAUUUGAUUACAAUUAUAAUUUAUGGUACAUUCUGCACAUGGUACAUUAAGACCUACAUUUUGUAUAGAACCUUAUCCAACAUAUAAACUUUUCAAUAUUGAUAUUAUUAUUAUUAUUAUUAUUAUUAUUAUUAUUAUUAUCAUCAGCCUUUCUUUCUAUAUUUAGAUUCAAUAUGGUUCAAGAUUUGGAUCAAAUUGGAAUAAAGUUGUAGAGUUGAAAAGAAUUAUUAUUUUUUAACUAAACACUGUACAUAAGACUAUGCACUCCCUAAGAGAGCAUGAAAUAUCAUUAUGCACAACAUAUUUAUUUUUCAAAACCCAAAUUUACUGCAUUUCAUUACUGAUCUUUUUAAAUAUUAGUUUCCUUUUCUCUUAAAUUUUUCUCAGAUCUUCAGUAAAAUAGUGAAAUGCUGAAAUGCAAAAAUUCACAAUCCCAUUCAACAGAAUAAUAUGAAUCAUGCACUUUUUCAUUAUUGCUUUCAGUUCACACCAAAAGGGAAAUUUACACUAUAUUUGAGUAUAUAGUGAGUAUAUGUGUAUUAAUAUUUAAUAUUAGGAUACAUUCCUCUUGCUUCUAAGCAGUAUAUUAAUAUACUGCUUAUUAUUAUUAUUAUUAUUAUUAUUAUUAUUUUGUAAUGGUAGUAAUAUUCCCCAUUUUUGUUAAGAAUUUACGUGUGUAUGGUGAACAUGGAAAAGGAUUUUAUAUCAAAGUAAUUUGAUAUUAAUGAACUUUUUCACCUCAGUGUAAAUCUCUGAUUUUGUCUUGUUUCAGCAAUGUACUGUUAUACAGACUGUGUUAGAAAUAACAGUGUAAUAUCUUAGCAUCAUAAAUUAUCUUACUAUAGGUCUAUACCAGUUUUCAGUGUACUUUAACAGUAGAAUAAAAAAAAAGAUUUCUUGUUUUUUUUCCUGUCUCUCUUGGAGUGCUUUAAAACCACUCAAAAAUUAAUUACCACUUCUUUCUCUAAUUCUAUAAACCGAUGAAUGUAAGUGGAUAACAUUUUUAUUACUGAACGGAGUUCAAACGGGCUGCAUGUUUAGAAAAGAAUUUAUGUUAUUUCCUUUAGUUUUUUGUUAAUUCCAUUACAUCCUGGAUCUUGGAAUAGAACAUAAUGCCAUCAUGUAUAAAAGCUAUGUGAUCUGAUUGUCUUUAACAGGAGCUGUAGGACAAUGACACUCAUAAUAAGCUUGUGAGAUAGUUAUCCUACGUAUUGAUGAAAUGCCUGAAAGGUAAAAGGCCAUGCAAGAAACACCAGCAAACGGAUACUAAUCUGAGCCACACGCACAUUACAGACAACAGCAUAUGUUUAAUACUGUUUUGUAAUACUCCGUUUCAUUUAUUGAUUUGCCUUCAUUUGAGAAAAUGGUUUGACCCACAUUUUAAGGUCAUUUAAACAGAUAACAUCACAAAAGCUAAGCUUAUGUUUUACCCAAAAAAAAAAAAAAAAAAAAAAAAAUGCUAAAUCCAGCCAACUACAAUGUCUCUUGAUUUGCAAAAAAAAAACCCAAAAAACAAACACAUUUUUGGAGUUCUAAUGAAUGAGGGAUAUUUGUUUUAUUUCAUAUGAAUGACGUAUGAAAGGGUGCAACAGCUCAUCAAACCCAUAACAGUAACUGAUCAUAUGGUUUUUAACGGUUUUUAUUUAUUGCAAAUCAAAAUAAGCUUAUUCAUUUUUUUUUUACUCAUAUCAGAACUUAUUAUAUCAGAAUCUAUUUUUUGUAUUAUAAUUUUUAUUACAGGUUUUUGUAUUUGUGUGCAAAUGAGAGUGUAGAUCAUUAAAUAGGCAAUGUUUAUUUGUUUAUUAGUGGGGUUUUUUCUGUUAUGUACCCACAUUUUGGAAAUAUUUCUGCAUGGAAUUAUAGAUCAGUCAUUCAACAUACAUUAAUCUUCAUAAAGUCCUCAUUCACAACUUCAUACAAAAUCUGUUGAAAUACUCUUAUGAUGGCAGAUAUAAGGCAGUGUUCAAUGGGAUUUGCUCACCUUUCUAGAUCCAAUCAUGGGACAGCAUACUUACUGCCCCAUUUAACUCCAUAGCAUCAUUAAUAUGCCUAGUGGUCAAAAAUUUGAACUGCAACAAGCGCUAAAAGUAGCCCACUGGGGAAGGAAUCAUGCUCACGGUAUGAACAUUUUCACUGCCAGAGGAGCAGCAGACAGGAUUGUUAAUGACAGGGUUGCCAGGCUCACAGUUUUUUUUUUUUUUUUUAUGACAAAUUGGGUUUGGCAUAAUCUCCAUGGCUGCCAAGAUUUUGAAGUAGAAGGUUCUUCUUGUUUUACAGCAAUCUUGUUUUAUAGCAAGUAAUCUAAUAGCAUUGAAUAGGUUACCUCAAAUCAAAGGCAAAGAGUAUGUUUAGACAAUGUGUCUAUGAUAUACAGAACCAUUUCUAUAGUAAGAUAUAUUGCAAAGAGGGAUUAUAAAGAGUGGAUAACGUUUGUACAUCAGAAACAAGUGUGCAGCAUAGUGACCUUAUUUCCUACACAGUUACAAAUUUGUUGUGUUACUUUCAGGGCUUUCAUUUGGUAUAUGGGUUAUAGUUGACUGGACAUUUUGCUGAGACCUGGCAACCUUGAUUAAUAAUAUUAGCUCUACUGUGUUCAGCUCACACACUGUGACAGUACCGACAAGAAACACACCUGCUGUAUUAAACACAGUUGAGAAAGGUGCAUCUCAAAACAAGCUGCUAAACUGUAUGUUGGAUGACUGUAUGUUGUCGACUAUAAAUUCCUAUUACAGGAUUUCUCUAAAUAUCCACUAAAUAACAGCCUACAGCAUAAUUCAAUUCUGAAAGCUUCUCGACUUUGUUUGUAGUGGAAUUAGAGGUCGUGACUUUUCUUUUGCUUUCAAUCAUGUGAAAUCAAACAAAUUUUCUCUCACGCAUUACAAUACCUAAUUUAUUUUUGUAUGAGACUGCAUUGUAUAUCCACAGAUGUACAAUUCUUAAAUUUAAUUCAUUUAUUUCCAACAGAGGAACAAAGUAUAGCCUAUUGACUACAAGGAAAGUCAUAGCGUCAUACAAAUUGGCACUGCAAUUUAUGAUCAGUUUUCUAACAGGAACAGAAAACAAGAGUCCACUCCCCUCUCAAGAGGUAGCAAGAUUAUUUUUGUAGAAAACGAAAGAUUUAUUACUGUACUAAGUUUUUAUAUAAAUUAAGCAAAAUUCAUUGUAUACUGGUUUAUCUUUUUCAGUCUCAGUUAAGUGUCAUGCGAUUAUUUUUAGUUUGUUGCAUUUACAAUAAUAUUAUUCAGUGGGGUAGA